CUUAAGACUCAUCAUGACACCACGGAUUCUGACUGUUCUUACAGUUGGCCUUGUUUGUCUGCAUUAUGGACAGCCCAAGACUUUCCAAAAGAGGGAGACUUCUGUGAAAGUUCAAUUUGUCAAAUCCUCAACCGCAGAUUGGCCUGCAAGUAAUGCAGAAUCUUUCAAGAAAGAAACACCCAUAUUGACCGAUCACAAUCCCGGCGACAGCGCCAACAAGCGGCUCACCUUGACCGCGUUUGGCAAGGAUUGGACCAUAUCUCUACAGAAGAAUACCAUGUUAUAUGGGAAGGAUAUGGCAUUUGAGAUCAGGGAACCAUACAAAGGUGGCGUCAUGGAUACCCUUGCUCGCCCGGCGGAUUGCUUCUAUAUCGGCACAGUGGAGGCUGGCGAGAAUGAAGCAGGCUCAGCAGCAGUGUCCACUUGUAAUGGAAAGGUGACAGGGACGCUUAUCACAAACCUGAAUGAUUACAUGAUAAACCCAGUGAUACGCAAGGGAAGAAAGAGGGCGACAGACGAAGACCCAAUCGAGAUGCUGAUACGACACAUUAACUCAACGAUAGCCGAAGGUCGUAGCCGUUCAAAGCGAUCAGCCAUAGCCGAGGAGAUCCUACACCAGCCGCUGCUGAGGCCUGACGGAAGGGCCAUCUUCUUCGAAACUGGAGUCGUUAUCGACAGGAGUUAUACUGAUGAACUACACAGCGUUCUUUACAUCGAGUAUGACGAACUACCACGAUACGUCACAGAUCUAUUCAAUGCGGUGCAGUUGUGGUACCUGCACCCAACCCUCGGGUACCAGGUGUGGUUGACUCUACAGAAGGUGAUCAUUAUACAGUACGACAUUCCCGUGCAGGGAAAGACCGAUUUAGCCAAGGCAUGCGGAUGGCAGGGGAAGACUUUCAGCGACUCUGCUAACUGGGAUGGUACAUUCCUACUUACUGGUGACAAAUCCAUUCUUGGGGGAAUCGGUGGACUGGCGUAUCCUGGGACUGCGUGCGGCAAUAUCAAUUAUCAUUGCGCUGGCAUUUUGGUUAACAACCAUCAGAGCUUGAUGGCCCGUUCCAUCGCACAUGAGGGAGCACACGUACUUGGUCCUAUGGAUGACUACGUAAAACCCUACUCGGACGUCUGUUACACUGGCAUGAUGAGAGAGGGGCUCUAUGAAGACAGGGAUUGGUCCACUUGCAGUGUUCAGAUGCUGGAACAGUUUCUCCAGACAAAGGCCAAGUUAACGAAUUGCCUCCUGCGUGAGUCCACCCCCAGUCUUCCCUCUCUCAGUCGGCCUAAGUUCCUAAAUAAUGUGGCGUGGAGGUCGAGCGCUGAGCAGAGCAGUACCUACCACAGUGAGGUAGCUUGGGGAGCUUGGAAGGCGGUGGAUGGGAGUAUCACAGGAGUACCACAUCUGGAUCCCAACCCUGUUUUUGGUAGCUGCACCCGGACGCAACCCGAGAAAGAUCCCUGGCUGAUGAUAACCUUACCAAAGGAACACCGCGGCACCACCAUCACAACCAUCCAUGUCUACAACAGGGAGGACUGCUGCGCUGAUAGGCUGCACGAUUUUGAAAUCAGGGUCGGAGAUAAUGAGAAAUUCCAGAAGAAUCCACUGUGUCAUUUUCAUAAAGGAGGUGUACCGGGCGGUCGGUAUGGAAUGGUUAUCAUCCGAUGUGACAAUCCGCUCUCUGGGAAAUACGUCAGUAUUCAAAUCAAGGGCGGGGACAGGGAGAUACUGACGGUGUGCGAGCUCAUGGUCUAUCAAGAUGUCCAACUCCCCUUCUACAAGAAUCCGAAUUAUAGCUGUGCCGAUGCAAUUUACGGCUGCGCAGGAGCAAAGCGAUUUAACGGAUGUGGAGGAGACCACAAGAAGACAAAUUGUGCCUUCACCUGCGGGUUUUGCAAGCGUGAAGUGUCACAUCCUACUAUCCCGACGGGCACAAUCCAUCCUCCAUACAGUACUGACGAGCCAACUUGCCGUGAUGAGAGCAGGAGUUGUCCUCAUCUUGUAGCGAAUGGGGAUUGCCUGGCGGGGGACAACAUGAGAAGAUGCCCGCUCUCGUGUAAUGGCUGCAAGCUACCAACGACUACUCCUGCGACCACCACAACGACGACAUCAACCACAACCACGACCACAACAACCACCGAGCCACCUUGCCUCGACCAACGGCCUGAUUGCCCUGGAUGGGCAUCCAUGGGUCACUGCGCUCUAAACCCUGUCCUGCUACAUGUCCAGUGCAGAAAGUCUUGCGGGUUGUGCAAACCCGAGACAGGUUGUGCUGACCAGGAGUACAACUGCCCUGCUUGGGCGAAAGCAGGAAAUUGCGAAUCGAGUCCGCACAUUGUUCAAAACUGUAAGAAAUCUUGUGGAGCCUGCUAAUUGGUGAAAUAAUGUAACAGAAAAGAACUGCAAUGAAAUAUA
Lineus longissimus is the source of this 2413-nucleotide messenger RNA. RefSeq names its product A disintegrin and metalloproteinase with thrombospondin motifs 19-like. The coding region runs from base 14 to 2371 and encodes 785 amino acids. The record is from RefSeq and is a predicted model, not a curated record. Gene Ontology annotation, biological process: proteolysis. NCBI's taxonomy places the organism in Eukaryota, Metazoa, Nemertea, Pilidiophora, Heteronemertea, Lineidae. The transcript is spliced from 17 exons. Gene Ontology annotation, molecular function: metalloendopeptidase activity.